CCAAAGAGGCUGCAUCCCGCGCCUCAGACCUGGGGAUCUGUGAGCCCUGCAUCCGGUUAACCAUGGAGGGGAUUGCCUCAGGCCACCAGCCCCUUAGGUGAGGACUCCGCCUAGGGCUCCGUUCACCGUCUUGAAUCAUGAAGGUGAAGAGAACUCCUCUAACCAGGCGACAUUUUUGUUGAAAAUCGUGGCCCAGGGCCAGCGGCUCUUCCCACGGCCCAUCUUCAGGAGAGGUGCCUGCCCCCACUGACCCCAGCUAGGGAGUUGCCGCUUCCACAGAUGGGGAGGUGGGCCCUCGACGUGGCCUUUGUGUGGAAGGCAGUGUUGACCCUGGGACUGGUCCUGCUCUACUACUGCUUCUCCAUCGGCAUCACCUUCUACAACAAAUGGCUGACCAAGAGCUUCCACUUCCCCCUCUUCAUGACGAUGCUGCACCUGGCCGUGAUCUUCCUGUUCUCCGCCCUGUCCAGGGCGCUGGUCCAGUGCUCCAGUCACAGGGCCCGCGUGGUGCUGAGCUGGACUGACUACCUCAGAAGAGUAGCUCCAACAGCACUGGCAACGGCGCUUGAUGUGGGCUUGUCCAACUGGAGUUUCCUCUACAUCACCGUCUCACUGUACACAAUGACCAAAUCCUCAGCCGUCCUCUUCAUCUUGAUCUUCUCUCUGAUCUUCAAGCUGGAGGAGCUGCGUGCAGCGCUGGUGCUGGUGGUGCUCCUCAUCGCUGGGGGACUCUUCAUGUUCACCUACAAGUCCACGCAGUUCAACGUGGAGGGCUUUGCCUUGGUGCUGGGGGCCUCGUUCAUUGGUGGCAUUCGCUGGACCCUCACCCAGAUACUCCUGCAGAAGGCUGAACUUGGGCUCCAGAACCCCAUCGACACCAUGUUCCACCUGCAACCACUCAUGUUUCUCGGGCUCUUCCCUCUCUUUGCCAUAUUUGAAGGUCUCCAUUUGUCCACAUCUGAGAAAAUCUUCCGUUUCCAGGACACAGGGCUGCUCCUACGGGUACUUGGGAGCCUCUUCCUUGGCGGGAUUCUUGCCUUUGGUUUGGGUUUCUCCGAGUUCCUCCUGGUUUCCAGAACCUCCAGCCUCACUCUCUCCAUUGCCGGCAUUUUUAAGGAAGUCUGCACUUUGCUGUUGGCAGCUCAUCUGCUGGGUGAUCAGAUCAGCCUCCUGAACUGGCUGGGCUUUGCCCUCUGCCUCUCAGGAAUAUCUCUGCAUGUCGCCCUCAAAGCCCUGCACUCCAAAGGUGAUGGUGAGAAGCCCUUGAAGGGGCUGGGCUCCAACCCUGACCUGGAGCUGCUGCUCCGGAGCAGCCAGCCAGAGGAAGGUCACGAUGAGGCGGAGGAGGAAGAUGAGUACUUUGUGGCCCAAGGAUAGCAGCGACCAGCCAGGGAGCAGCUUGAAAGCAGGCCUCUCCCAGCCUUUAUACUGAUGGCAGCUCAGGGACCCGGGUGACUGCUCACAGCAGCUGGAAGCAGUGGGCCAGAAGUGUCCCAGGCUGGGCCUUGGGUAGCACAUGACCACAUGGUUGGGCUGGGUCGGGGAAUUGGUCAAACAGAGGGGUGAGCACUAGGCCAGCCUCAGACCUGGCCUGAGGGGCCUCAAGCUGUGCCAGAGUCACAGUGGACAAAAGGAGCGCUGUUCUCAACUGCUGCCAUGCUCUGGUUGCCAAGAUUAUGAUUUCAGAGGCUUCAUGGUUUUCUGAGGGGACUGGGUUUGGACUGCAGAGCAGUUGGGAAGGGGAGAUGGAGAGGCUAGGGACUUAUCACCUGGAGAGCUCUUUGCUUAGAGAGCAGAUCUAUUUAUACUUUGGAAAUAAAGGGUUUACAGUCCA
This is a messenger RNA of Miniopterus natalensis, 1834 nucleotides long. It is a transcript of the gene SLC35H1, whose product is annotated as solute carrier family 35 member H1. The record is from RefSeq and is a predicted model, not a curated record. Lineage: Eukaryota; Metazoa; Chordata; Mammalia; Chiroptera; Miniopteridae.